Molecule: messenger RNA, 2796 nt
Organism: Bufo gargarizans (Asiatic toad)
Lineage: Eukaryota; Metazoa; Chordata; Amphibia; Anura; Bufonidae
Gene: NSL1
Product: NSL1 component of MIS12 kinetochore complex
Exons: 7
Coding region: 23-2020 (665 amino acids)
Biological process (GO): mitotic sister chromatid segregation
Cellular component (GO): MIS12/MIND type complex; kinetochore
Source: RefSeq, a predicted model, not a curated record
CCGGGCUUCCGGAAUUUUGAAAAUGGCGGCAAAUGGUGACAGCCCGAAACGGAGAAGUUUACGGUUGCAGAGAGGGGGUGAUAAAAAUGUGACACCCGAUUCCCGGAGCCUUCAGGAGUCUUCUAGCGGCCGCCGGACAUCAGGCCCCAGGACUCGGCUGUCUGCUGGGAAACGGGAUGAGGGGCGGUCUGGAGGGGGCAGUUCUGAGAAGAGACCCCAGGGGAGGUCCCAGAAAGCAGAGGAACCUGGUCGUAACAGCAGAGCUAGGGGUGCUACUGCAGCUGGUGAGGGGGUCACAUCAGGAGGCACCCCCGCUGGGGAGCGGGCACCAGUACCCCUCGCUGGGGAGCGGGCACCAGUACCCCUCGCUGGGGAGCGGGCACCAGUACCCCUCGCUGGGGAGCGGGCACCAGUACCCCUCGCUGGGGAGCGGGCACCAGUACCCCUCGCUGGGGAGCGGGCACCAGUACCCCUCGCUGGGGAGCGGGCACCAGUACCCCAUGCUGGGAAGCGGGCACCAGUGCUCUCUACUGAAGAGCCAGAACCACUACCCCCUGCUGAAAAACAGGCACCAGUACCUCCCACUCAGCAACAGGCACCAGUGCGCCCCGCUGACGACCAGGGACCAGUACCCCGAGCUGACGACCAGGGACCAGUACCUCCCACUCAGGAACAGACACCAGUGCGCCCCGCUGACGACCAGGAACCAGUACCUCCCACUGAGGACAGGACGCAGAGCACUCCGGCUCCUCCUGAGAAAUCCCAUAUAAUUAAUGGGGAAACGAUCGAGACAAGAAGAAGUCGAAACGCUGUCCAAGACAAUGGAAGUCCAAGCCGCCUGGAGCCAAAGAAAGAUGGAGGAUCAUCCCCCUUUAUGGUUAACCGAGGAAGAAAUGAUGCGAGAAGAGCGGCGUCUUCCCAGGUGAGCAGAGGAGCAGAGCAAGAAAUCGUCAGAAAGAUCAAAGAUGUCACCCAUGAAGGUAAAGCAUCCUCCAGCACAAGAACGACGAAAGGUGGGGAGAAAGCAGGACCCUCUAUAGGGACGACUGAGAGAACUGAUGUGAAAGAGGCUGGCCCUUCAGGUGUCUACAAAGUGGGCAGCGGUGAGAACGCCGGACCCUCCAGACAAAGCGCCUCAGGGGACAGAGAGAACGCAAACAGUUCUGUGCAAAGUCCAUCUAAACGUCCUGGACGUGGUACCAAGAGCCCUAUAAAGAAUGCAGAUCAGGGAACGUCUGAUACGGCUUCCAGCUCUGCUCCCCUGAGAGACAGCAAGGUGCAGUGUACCUCCAAGCCGCUGUUACAGGAGGUGCUGGGAAUGUGCGCCGAAUUCAGCAAACAAAUUUUGGAAAGCCAGAAUUACCUAAACGAGGAGCAGAGGCAGCUGGAGCACAGGAACUUCAUCUGGAACUUUGAAACGGCUUUUCAGGAUAACGUCAGCAUUAAUGGGCAGCCAUGGCGCGAAGCUCCGGACACAGUAUCUGAACCGGAUAUUAAAAUUCUUGAAGACCAAUUGGACGACGCCAUCGUAGAGACUGCAAUAAAAAGAAAACGACACCCAAGAAAAAUCCUGGGUCACUUUGUAAAAAUUCUGAAAGUUGAGCGUGAAAUAGUGAAUCACUACAAACCAGUUGUGGAGCCCAAACAGCUGAAGCUUGAUUCAACUUCUGAAUCUCGCAUGACGGAACAAACUGCUACCACGGCCUCCAUCUCCCAGCAGAUUAAAGAAACCAUGAAGGCGCUUCCGGCUCAGUUGGAAAAAGCCGAAGGAUUUUCCCAAGUUCUCAGCCUCCAGCCUGUGUUGCAGUUAUCUCGUAUAAGACAAGAUAUCUUUUCCAGUAAAGUAGUAUUACAGGACAUGGCAAAGACUGUACCAAAAGAGUUAGAAACCACCCCACGUGAGAACGAACCUACAGCAAAGAUGGCACCAGCGCUGAACAUGAGAAGACGGCCGAGUCCUUCAGUACAAAAGAGUUUGUACCCCCUGAGGUCAAAGAGGAAGAUAAGUCUUGAAGGAUGAGAAGAAUUUGUGUUCUGUCAUUUUUUUUUUAAGCCCGCAGGGAAAUACAUUGCUGACACUAAUAUAUGAAAUGUAAAUUAUUAAAGGGGUUGUCAGAGUUAACUGAAAACAUGGGCAGCAGCUGUAUACGUGAUAAAAUGGAAAAAGAAGCCAUACUUGCCACUUCUCUCCCAAUUCCAGUGUCUCGCUGCAGUCCUCCCCGCCGGUGUUUCUUUUAGAGGCUGUAGAGGUGACCUAUGCACACCUGUCACUGCUGCAUCCUAUUGCUGUCUUCAUGUUCCAGAUGCUGCCAAGGCAAGUGAUUGGCAGUACGGUGACCUGUGCGUACAGAAUGUCACCACUACAGCCAAGAAGAUAACGUCAGCCCUGCGUGAUGGGAGCUCUUCGCUGGAAGCGGCAGCUGAGAUAAGGAGGGAGGAUUUCUUUAUUUUAUCACAUUUAAAGCUGCUGCCUGAGUUCUUAUUGAAUUGUGUGGUUACAGCAUGCCCCAGCUUCACAUUCUUGGAACACAUUAUACAUUCUUCCUGCUCUGCAUUUAGAUGAAUUCAGGGAUUGGCUGUUUGGUUUCUCCCCCCAAAAAAUAUAAAACCUGAGAGACAGUCCAGUCCUGUACAUUGCACAUCCAUUCUGUAUAACUUAUAGAAACUUGUAAACUGCUCCAUUAUUAAUGUAUAGCUCUCGCUGUAAAUUUGUAAAUACGCAUUUUUGUUUUAAUCAACUUUUUUUGUAAUAUUGCAAUUUUUCUUAUCUGUCCUUGUGCAUUAAAGUUAGGACUG